Penicillium subrubescens is the source of this 1722-nucleotide messenger RNA. Its product is annotated as alpha-keto acid decarboxylase family protein. The record is from RefSeq and is a predicted model, not a curated record. NCBI's taxonomy places the organism in Eukaryota, Fungi, Ascomycota, Eurotiomycetes, Eurotiales, Aspergillaceae. Gene Ontology annotation, molecular function: magnesium ion binding; carboxy-lyase activity; thiamine pyrophosphate binding. The coding region runs from base 1 to 1722 and encodes 573 amino acids. The transcript has a single exon.
AUGUCUUCACCAGACUCAAUUCAGCUUGGCGAUUAUCUCUUCACUCGCCUACUCCAACUCGGCGUAAACUCCGUCUUUGGCGUACCGGGCGACUAUAACCUGCGCCUACUAGACCAUGUCGAGCCCUCGGGUCUCCACUGGGUAGGCAACUGCAAUGAGCUCAACGCUGCAUAUGCCGCUGAUGGUUAUGCCCGGAUCAACGGGCUGUCCGCGCUGGUAACCACCUUUGGUGUCGGCGAGCUCUCCGCUGCUAACGGAAUUGCUGGCGCAUAUGCAGAGAGGUCCGCUGUGGUGCACAUCGUGGGAACACCCCCGCGGCCACUGCAGCAAUCUCGCACUUUGAUGCACCAUACUUUCUCCGAUGGCGAGUACCGCCGUUUUGCAGCCAUGUCCACACAUAUCACGGCAGCCCAAACGAAUGUGAUUGACUCGGUCACGGCCCCGGAUAAGAUCGAUUGGAUCUUGCAGCAGGCGUUGAUUCACUGCCGGCCUGUGUAUCUGGAGAUUCCCGAUGAUAUGAGCGAAACUCUUGUCUCUUCGGAGAAUCUGAAGACUCCCAUCCGUGUGCCCGUGACUCCCAGUGCCUCCCAUGAAUCACAAGUCAUCGCCCGGAUCCUAGACCGGAUAUACAGUGCUAAGAAGCCGGUCAUCUUUGUCGAUGGCGAGAGUCGAGCUCUCGGUAUCCUGGACCAAAUCGAGUCUCUCAUUAAGAUUACCAACUGGCCCACAUGGACUACUGUCUACGGCAAGGGUCUCGUGAACGAGCAACUCCCCAACGUCUAUGGCCUAUACGCCGCAGCAUUCGGCGACAAGCCAGCUCAAGAAUACUUCGAGUCCGCAGACCUAAUCUUGACAUUCGGCCCGCACUACAGCGACACCAACACCUACUUUUUCACAACGGUGCCCAAGUCCGCCUCAGCCAUAUUAUUCAAGGACAGCACCAUCCACGUCGAAAACGAGAUCUACAGAGACAUGUCCUCCAGCACCGUCCUCACACACCUCCUCCAAGCCCUCGACUCCACCCGCCUCGUACAAGCCACCGGCCCCCCAAAACUCGAAAUAACCACCACCGACAUCAAAGACACAGACAUCAUCGCCCAAAACAACUUCUACCGCCUGAUAAACCCCCUCUUCAACGAAGGCGACAUCAUCCUCACCGAAACCGGCACCGCCGCCUACGGCGGCCGCAAAUUCAAACUGCCCCCGAAAUCCCGCCUCUUCGGCGCCGUCACCUGGCUUUCUAUCGGUUUCAUGCUCCCCGCCACACUGGGCGCUGCCCUCGCAAAGAGGGAACUCAAUAAACCCACCAACACCAAGAACCAAACCGUGUUGAUCAUCGGCGAUGGCAGUUUACAAAUGACCGCGCAAGAAAUCAGCGUGAUGAUUAAGGAGAAAUUGGACAUUCUCAUUUUCAUCAUUAAUAAUGAGGGAUAUACUAUUGAGCGGGUUAUUCAUGGCCGGAAGCAGGCGUACAAUGAUGUGCCUUUCUGGCGGCAUACGCAGGCGUUGAAUUAUUUUGGUGCGGAUGAGGAGCAUGUUAAGAAUAGUACUUUUCAGGCUUGGACGUGUGGGGAGUUGAAGGAGACAUUGAAGAAGGAGCAGGUGCAUAGUGGAAGUGGUGUACGGAUUGUCGAGGUCUUUAUGGAGCGUGAGGAUGUGGAGGGUGUGUUGUUGUGGGUGCUCAACAAGCAAAUUGCGGAGGAGAAGCAGCAGGGGAAAUGA